Coregonus clupeaformis (lake whitefish) is the source of this 1428-nucleotide messenger RNA. Its product is annotated as calretinin. Gene Ontology annotation, cellular component: synapse; dendrite; terminal bouton. The record is from RefSeq and is a predicted model, not a curated record. Gene Ontology annotation, biological process: regulation of long-term synaptic potentiation; regulation of presynaptic cytosolic calcium ion concentration. Gene Ontology annotation, molecular function: calcium ion binding. Bases 107 to 922 code for a protein of 271 amino acids. Lineage: Eukaryota; Metazoa; Chordata; Actinopteri; Salmoniformes; Salmonidae. The transcript has 11 exons.
AAAAGCUCCGGCAACACGCAGGGGGGUUACAGUGUGGAUUGUGGUCCUACAGAUAAAAAGUUCGCACGGGAUAUUCUAGCGCACAGGAGGAAAAGUCGUUGAGAACAUGGCAAACAAACCACAGCAGCCUCCUCACCUUCAUCUGGCGGAAUUGAGCGCCACCCAGUUCAUCGACAUCUGGAACCAUUUCGAUACCGACGGCAAUGGCUACAUUGAGGGCAAGGAACUGGAGAACUUCUUCAGGGAGUUGGAGAUUGCACGGAGAGGGACCGGAGUGGACCCAUCAAACUCCACUUUCAGAGAGAAGAUGAAGGAGUUUAUGCAGAAGUUUGACAAGAACGCAGAUGGGAGAAUUGAGAUGUCAGAGCUGGCUCAGAUUUUGCCCACAGAGGAGAACUUCCUGCUUUGCUUCAGAGAGUUUGUGGGAUCCAGUUCUGAGUUCAUGGCGGCUUGGCGACGAUACGAUACAGAUCGCAGUGGGUACAUUGAAGCUAAUGAACUAAAGGGAUUCCUCUCAGACCUGCUGAAGAAAGCCAACAGACACUACGAUGACCAGAAGCUUCAAGAGUACACACAGACAAUACUCAAGAUGUUUGAUCUAAACGGAGAUGGGAAGCUGGGCCUGUCAGAAAUGGCGAGGCUUCUCCCAGUUCAGGAAAAUUUCUUACUGAAGUUCCAGGGUAUCAAACUGACCUCUGAGCAGUUCAAUGCUAUCUUUGCAUUCUACGACAAGGAUGGAAACGGCUACAUUGAUGAGCAGGAGCUCGAUGCUCUGUUGCGUGACCUCUAUGAAAAGAACAAAAAGGAGGUGGACACCAAAAACCUGAUUGGCUACAAGAAGAGCAUCAUGGCCCUGUCGGACGGGGGGAAGUUGUACCGCUCCGAGCUGGAGAUUGUGCUCUGCAGGGAGCCCAUGCUGUGAACCCUGACAACCAUCGCUGUCUGUUUGUUGACCUCCAUGACCCUAUCUGCCCAUCCUCAGAUCACACCCACCUCCAGCUGCUUGACGACUGUAACCUGGUGCAUGUGCCGGUCACUCCCUUCAUGAAUGUGCAACUGAGAAGCACAAACCAGCUCUCCCUCAUGACCCCUGUCCCCACUCGUCCCUGCAGACUGACCCAGCUCUUACGUUGCUCUCUGCUCAAUCCCUAAACUCUACAUUUAACAAAAUGAAUAAAGAUAAUAAGGUACUUAUGAUAACUAUGAUUGCAAUGUGAACAGGAGAGGAAUGAAAAUGAAUAUGAUACGAUUAUUUAUUCUGAAUGCUUGGUUUGACUUUUCUCCUCUCUUUUUUCUCUGUUUGAUCUGGUGUUUCAUCGUUAAAUUAUUAUCAUGUUACAUUUAGAUUUUUGAUGUUGGGUUUUCUGGCUGAUACUGUUAUAAUGAGGAUGUUAUCGAAAGCAUUAAUUAAAGAUAUCUUACGAUUAA